Carica papaya (papaya) is the source of this 2328-nucleotide messenger RNA. RefSeq lists its product as uncharacterized. Lineage: Eukaryota; Viridiplantae; Streptophyta; Magnoliopsida; Brassicales; Caricaceae. The record is from RefSeq and is a predicted model, not a curated record.
CAGAGAUGACUAUUUCGUUGGGAGAUAUUGCGCAUUACGUGGAUAUUCAUGAUUGGUUGAAGCAAAUUUUGUCAGAAAAAGAAUUUUGGAAUAAAUGGCAGCUUCGAUUUUCAGUUGUACUUAGUCUUUUCCUGCAAACAAUUUUAAUUUGGCUAGGUAAGCGUCGGAAACACAUUCCCACACCAUGCAUUACUAUAGUUAUUUGGUCUGCAUAUUUAGCAGCUGGUUGGUUCGCUACUGUUUCACUGAGUACUCUUCUGAGGAGCAAAGGUGGUUUAGAGAGUGAGUUCGUCGUGUUUUGGACACCGUUUCUUCUCUUACAUUUGGGUGGUCCAGACACCAUUACAGCUUAUUCUGUGGCUGAUAAUGAAACAUGGUUGAGACACCUAGUUGGAUUAUUAGUCCAAGUCGUUACAGCUUUUUAUAUAUACUACAAGUUUCGAACUGAUUCUCCUCUUCAGUUUAUAGCAAUCUUCGUGUUUAUUCCUGGGUUGAUCAGAUAUGGUGAAAAGAUAUGGGUGCUCAGAUCUGCUAGUGCUCAAAAGUUUGCAGACUUCAUAUUUUCUGAUGUUAGACUAGAAAAGUAUUUACCAGAUGCUGACAGAAAAAGAAAUCACACCAAGUUAGAUGAGUAUGUUUCACCAAUUCUAAUUCAUAACCCAGAUACUCGACAUGUUUAUAAAGCAUUAUGUUUAUUAAAGAUGUUUACACCAGUGUUUUUAGAUUAUCGUCUGAAAAUCUACAAAGAGAUUAUUGACGUAUUCACAGUGAAAUUUGAAUCAGCAGAAGAGGCAUUUGUCAUGAUAAAUACUGAAUUAGGGUUCUUGUUUGAUCUAUUAUAUACAAAGACACCAUUUUUUCACACUACAAUAGGCGGAUUUCUUCGGUUUAUUUGUUUUCAUUCAUUGGUUAUUGCAUUAAUCACCUUCUCUAUCACCUUUGAGAAGCAAAAGUUUUCAAGAGUUGACAUCUUUGUGAGCUACUUGUUGUUGGUUGGAGGAUUACUUCUAGAUUUUCAUGCAAUUGUCUCUAAUGUCCUCUCUUAUUGGACAUCACUUUGGUUGGCAAGGGUUAAUAUCAAACUUGCUAUCCGACAAAAUACAACUAGUAAACAAUACCUUAACUUUCUUAACCCGUUUCUAAGACUACAUAAACAAUAUCUUAGCAUUCUUUGCUCACUUUUAAGUCCACAAGAGGAUAAAGAAAGGCUUAAGUUAAUCGGACAACACAACUUGAUCAAUUAUUGUGUCAAAGCCAGAGUUGAUGCAUUGACUGGAAUCUUAAGAAUCUUUGACACCAACAAUAUUUUGGAAAAGUAUUGGCAUUCAAGCUGGGAAAAAGUUGAUCCUGACAUAAUGCAAUUAUUGUAUGAUUACUUGUUAUCCCUGCAACAAAAGUAUAAAAUGAGUGGAUUCAAAUUUAAGAUUCUCUCAAACUUAUUGGCUAAAAGAGGUGAAAAUGCCAUUAUAAAAUUUAAGGAUGAUCUAGAUUGGAGCAUAAGUGAUGUAGAAUUUGACCAUAGCCUCCUCAUUUGGCACAUUGCUACUGAUCUUUGUUAUAAUGCUGAUAUUGAGAAAGGGGUUAUGAAUGUGACUACUCCUAAAUGUGAGAUCUCUCAAUGCUUAUCUAAUUACAUGUUGUAUCUUCUUGUGGUGAGACCAACAAUGCUUCCAGGGGGAAUUGGGGUAAAGAGACAUCGAGAUAGUCGCAAUCAAAUUUUGAAUUACUUUUCAUCAGCUUCACUCUCUGGAAAUGAAGAUGCUAGGAGGAUAUUGAGUGAUAUGACGCAGUCAUAUGCUCGACUCACAACAAACAGAAGACAUAAAUCUGUGUUAUUUGAUGCACAAAGACUAUACGAAUCUAUAACAAAUGUGGCUUCCACCUUUAAUUCUCUUGAGGAGAAAUGGGAGUUGAUAAACAAUGUUUGGAUGGAGAUGUUAAUACAUGCUGCAAGUCAGUGCUUAUGGGGAGAACAUUGUCAACAACUUAUCCACGGCAAGGAGUUUCUUACCCAUGUCUCGCUACUCAUGUUGCAUUUAGGUUUAAGCACUCAAGUAAGAGUUGCAAAGUUCCCUACCGAUCUCGAAAACAACGGGUAUUAUCCUCCAUGGAGUUGGGAUGAUUUCAGUGACUUAGCUUAUUAUGUGGCUUAACAACAUAUUACUAACAACAUCAUACCCUGUGAGGAUCGAUACAUUAUUUAUCUCGAGUUUGCAACUAUAGAUUAAUUAAAUAAACCUCAACAAUCUUUUUUAUUUUCCUAGUGUGAUUACAAUGAUGAAUUCUUAUUAUUAAGUUCUUUUUUUUUUCUUUUUUAACAAGUUUUUC